Molecule: messenger RNA, 1221 nt
Organism: Bursaphelenchus xylophilus (pine wood nematode)
Lineage: Eukaryota; Metazoa; Nematoda; Chromadorea; Rhabditida; Aphelenchoididae
Source: the annotation of a GenBank genome assembly
AUGCCCCUUUUCCAGCGACGACAGCCCGGCCCCGCGAGCCAGCAGCCAGCCCUGGACCCCUCUUCUCUCCCUACCACUUCUGUCAUUCAGAAUCCAAUUCAGAUGCCUCCAACCGAGAUGAAUGGCAUCAACGAGUCCCCCUCGGGAUGCUCUUUAUAUGAUCAAUACGACAUCAGAGAAGUGCUGGGGACUGGCGCCUUUUCCAGAGUAAAUCUGGCGGAAUGCAGGUUUGAUCCGGGCCAUAUGGUGGCCGUCAAAUGCAUCGACAAAAAAGCCCUCAAGGGAAAAGAGGAAUCACUCGAAAACGAAAUCAAAGUUCUCAGGAGGUGGGGAUUACUAUUUUAACAAUCAGAUUACAUGUAUAGUAUAACAAAGUAAUUAUUUCAGACUCCGACAUCCUAAUAUAGUCCAGUUAUACGAUACUUUCGAAGAGAAAGGCUAUGUCUACCUCGUGAUGGAGUUGGUGACGGGUGGAGAACUGUUUGAUCGGAUUGUGGCCAAGGGAUCAUACACUGAGAGGGAUGCCUCCAACCUGAUCCGACAAGUCCUCGAAGCUGUGGCCUUUAUGCAUGACAAUGGUGUCGUUCAUCGAGAUCUGAAGCCAGAGAACCUUCUCUAUUACAACAACGACGAGGAUUCCAAGAUUAUGAUCUCAGAUUUUGGUCUUUCGAAGACCGAGGAGUCUGGAAUCAUGGCCACAGCAUGUGGAACACCCGGUUAUGUAGCGCCAGAAGUCCUUCAACAGAAGCCUUAUGGGAAAGCGGUGGAUGUGUGGUCGAUUGGAGUGAUUGCCUAUAUAUUACUAUGUGGAUAUCCUCCAUUCUAUGACGAGAAUGACGCCAACCUGUUUGCUCAGAUCAUCAAAGGAGAAUACGAAUUCGAUUCUCCAUAUUGGGACGACAUCUCGGAGAGUGCCAAGGAUUUCAUCAGCCAUCUGAUGUGUUGUGAUCCCACCAAGAGAUACAGUUGUCGUACUGCUCUCCAUCAUCCAUGGUAUGUUUGUUUUAUUAACGCCUUAUUUACUCAUUAAUGCUGUUUGUAAUGUCGUUCUUUUGCAGGAUCAGCGGAAACACCGCCGGGACCAAGGAUAUCCACAUCUCGGUGGCCACGCAUCUCAAGAAGUCCUUGGCCAAGAGAAAAUGGCGCAAGGCUUACAACGCGACCGCGGCCAUUCGCCAGCUGCAACUCCGCCUUUCCUCCGCCCGCAUUGCCCAUUCUUGA